Molecule: messenger RNA, 606 nt
Organism: Aphanomyces invadans
Lineage: Eukaryota; Oomycota; Saprolegniomycetes; Saprolegniales; Verrucalvaceae
Exons: 1
Coding region: 239-571 (110 amino acids)
Source: RefSeq, a predicted model, not a curated record
GGCGGCAUCCUGGGAUGCGUUGCGAUGUAGUCGACGGGCUGAAAGGCCACUUUUCACGGCGCCCCCACUCGCCACCAUCAUGUCGUCCACUCCCAAGAAGCUCUACACAGAUGCACUGGAGCAGCAGCCUCCUAUGGCCGUCCCAAUCGCCGACCUCAGUCAGUGGAAGAUAUCGGUGAUGAGCGCCAAGACCAACUAGUCGACAGACCUGUGUCCUUGCAUCGCGCUCAACACGACCAUGGCACGCAUCACCAAGUACAACCACGUGUACGCUGUUGCGUUUGGUGUGUUGUACGCUGCUUUUUUUGCGCUCGUGCUUGUCUUUAUCAUCCUCAGCACCUGGACCUACACGUCGUUGAUUGCUCUGUGGGGGGUGCUCAUCCUGAUGAGCUUUGUCGUGACUGCUGCUCGCUGCCACGUGCGGUCAUUCUUUGGCAUCUCUGGCAACCUGUGCAACGACUGCUGCUGGUCGUGCUGGUGCGUCAACUACACGAUUGGGCAGAUGCAAAUGCAGGUCGAAGAUGUCGAGGCGGCCCCACACUCCUCGACAAUGCCAGCGUACCAAGCCUAGCUCUAAGUUGAACACGAUUUCGAGUUGUCGUUGUU